Exophiala spinifera is the source of this 1473-nucleotide messenger RNA. RefSeq lists its product as uncharacterized. The record is from RefSeq and is a predicted model, not a curated record. Gene Ontology annotation, molecular function: RNA binding; ATP:3'-cytidine-cytidine-tRNA adenylyltransferase activity. Lineage: Eukaryota; Fungi; Ascomycota; Eurotiomycetes; Chaetothyriales; Herpotrichiellaceae. The transcript has a single exon. Gene Ontology annotation, biological process: tRNA 3'-terminal CCA addition. Bases 1 to 1473 code for a protein of 490 amino acids.
AUGGCGCCAGCCCAGCUCAGUCUUACCCCAGCCGAGAAGCUGUUCCGUCAGUGCUUGGUGGAUUGCCGCAACGAGAUGCAAUCUGUGCCUGGGAUGAAAGAACUCGAACUGCGCUGGACGGGCGGCUGGGUUCGGGAUAAACUCCUCGGUGUUCAAAGCCACGACAUCGACGUUGCGCUAAGUACCAUGACAGGCUUGCAGUUCGGCCAGGCCAUGCAGGUCUUCAUGAAGCAGCACGGCAGCAAGUAUGAAAACGAAGCAAAGCAGCAAGGGUUCAACUCGGAAGUCAAAGACAUCCACAAAAUAGCCGCAAACCCCGAGAAGUCCAAACAUCUCGAGACUAUCACGACGAGAAUGUUUGGCAUCGACGUCGACUUUGUCAACCUUCGCAAGGAAGUUUACAACGAACAGACACGGAAUCCUGAGAUGGAGUUUGGCACAGCUGAAGAAGAUGCAAUGCGGCGAGACGCCACGGUCAAUGCUCUCUUCUACAACCUCGACUCCCUUGCGGUGGAGGAUUUCACGAGGCGUGGCCUGGAAGACAUGAAGAACAAAAUUAUACGGACGCCUCUCGAGCCAUACCAAACAUUUAAAGAUGAUCCUCUUCGGGUUCUGCGGCUUAUUCGGUUUGCGUGUCGUCUCAACUACGAGAUCGAAUCGACCUCCAAGGAGGCCAUGAAGGACAAGUCCAUCCACGAAGCACUACGGAUCAAGAUCAGCAGAGAACGCGUUGGGACUGAGAUCCAUAAAAUCAUGGCUGGCCCAGAUCCGUACACAGGUCUGAAAUACGUUAACGACUUCGACCUGUAUUCUGUCGUGUUCGCCGACCCCAACGACGAAUAUGCUGUCGACCACAAAGGUGCCCUUAGAGCUUACGACGCGCUGCGACGCAUUCUCGACGAGAAGUCUGCAAUAUGCCUGGGCCUGAAACCCAAGGAGAACCAAAGCCUGAGUUGGUUCCUCGCAGCAUAUGUUCCUUGGUCAGAGUCGUCGGCCAAAGCAUACACAGCUGCAUGGGAAGGCAUUAAAGCCACCAAUAGUUUCCGCAAGGUACUCAAGGAGGCUAUAGACUAUCGCCCAGCUAUCGUAAAGGUCGUCGACCUUGUCUCGUCUGAAGACUCUACAAGAGCAGAUGUGGGCAUGACACUGCGGCAGAGCAAAGAAGCUUGGAGGUCGCAUGUCCUCUACUCACUGCUCUGUGAUGCUGCUGCUGGAGACUUUGAUGAUGCUACAAAACGCUACGAGAAGUUUGUGUCCUUUGUUAAUGACCAACAAUUGGAGGAUGCCCAUACCAUGGCGCCCAUACUGAAGGGAAAUGAAAUCAAGGACGUAUUGGGCGGACCAAAGGGUGGGCCUUGGCUCAAGAAAGCGGUAGAUGUCCUUGCUCAAUGGCAAUUCAACCACCCAAAAGCUACAAAACAAGAGGCCAUGAAGAUGAUGGCCAGCCAAAAGGCCGAACUAGGGCUGGACUGA